This is a messenger RNA of Klebsormidium nitens, 7390 nucleotides long. Lineage: Eukaryota; Viridiplantae; Streptophyta; Klebsormidiophyceae; Klebsormidiales; Klebsormidiaceae. The record is from the annotation of a GenBank genome assembly.
AGUAGUUGUGCUUCCUCUUGAAAGGCGCUCGAGGCGCGUUUAUUUCAACACAUCAUGGGUGGUUCCUUUACCUAGCCUGUGCUCACCCAAACUUCUAAAGUCCUACGGUAUCUUUAAUUAAUUGUGCUGAUGAUGGCCGGCGCUGAUGAUGGAAGCCACAACAGCGGCCUACACGCUACAGCCUACAGGGCAGAUCGAUGAGCAUCCUGCGUAGGUUCCGACGUUGUCCGCCCCGCAUCACCUCCAAAGACUGAACCAGAGGCUACUUUUUUAGGUACCUAGAUGUCAUGCAUCGGUCUGCACACCACGCUGCCCAACGAGGGGAUGUAAAUUGCACAAUUGCAUCGCCUGCUGAAGUUUCCCGUCAAGCUGGACGAGCAUGAUUGCCCAGGAUGGAGUACAAGCUUGGUACUCUGGUGCUGCACAAGCUCAAGGGAUUCCCGGAGUGGCCUGCAAUGGUUUCAUCAUGCAAAGCCAAGAAGAGUGCAUCAAUACCGGGAUAUGUAUUUGUGAAGUACCUAGGUCUCCCAGAACGUUUCUGGGCACCGGUGGCCGAGCUGGACGAGAUUACGGGUGACAUCCUGAGCAGCCUCAAGGAAAGGGCUAGAUCCAAAACAAUAAAGAAGAAGUGGAGAGUCAAGUUUUCUAAUGCAGUCCGGGAGUUGGAAAAGCUGUGGGCUGAGCGGAAAGGCGGUCAGCAGAGUCCUGUGAACGAGGUUUCGGACGGUUCCCAAGAUUCCCCUUUCUUUGAUGCGGAGGACGGCGAGGUUGGCGGAGACGACGAGGUUGAGUUUGUGGGAACUUUGUCGAGCCUCACCGGGAGCGGCGUUGGCUCCGUGGAAAACCCUGAUGACAAGUCCAAGCUGGAAACAGGGGCGCUAGUUGGUGGGGAUUGUGGGGAAUGGGGGCCCAAGGCGGGAACUGAAAUCUCCCAGGAGGACGGCAUCAAGGCAGUGGGGAAAGAGGGGAAGGCCGUCACCCGAGGGAAACGAGAGCGGCCUCGUGAGGAGGAUGCGGGCGCAAAACAUCGAAAGAAACGUGUGAAGACGGGAACAGAAGGUGCAAAGGACAAAAGCGCGGCGAUCCGCGCGCCAUUCACAGACUCGAAGCUGGCAGCAGGGGACGUGGGGCCCCGUGGGCGGCCGAAAAGUGAGAGGAGGGAUUCCCCAGCUGUGCUGGAGGAAGAAGAAUCCGAGCAGCAACUAGAGUUGGCUGCUAGCCCCAACGACGCAGCCGUCAUCAGUCAGGGGCUUGAGGACCCUGGGCAGGGUGGGCUGGUGGGGCGCCCAGGUGGAGAGAAGCCGGCUGCCUCCAAGAAAGGCUCGAAACAGAGGGUCGGAGAAGGUGCAGACGAGCAGGAGAACGGCUCCGGUGACGGAAUGCAAAUGGUCGAAGAGAGACCAGAGAGCAGAAACGGGCUUGGUGCAAUGAGGGAGACUGCUGCAGGGGAGGGCACAGCCCACGAAGAGGAGACGUGCAAGGGGCAGCCGGACACAUGUGAAAGGGGAGGCAGCAAAGCGGCUGUGAAGAUGGACCGGAAAGAAGAGGAUACUGAUCCGGAUUCGAAACCAGGCAACGAGGGGGAGGCUUUGCCUGUGGCUGUGCCAAUUGAAGGAGCCGGGUCGCAGGGGGCGGCUCUUGCAGAGGUUGUAGAGCCUUGGCGGAGGCCAGGAGAUGAGGAUAUGGGAGGGGCUUCAAAGGGGCAAAGGAAAGAGGACCAGGAAGUAGAAAAAGGAAAAACGGGUGUGUAUGGAAAAAGCGCAAAAGGUCCUCCAGGCGAUGGUUCAUUGGGGGUGGACGCGGAGAGCGCAGAUGGAGGAGCAGUGUCUCCUGAGCAGGAGCAAGGGGCGAAGGUGGCAUGGCUGGCGGAAGCGGUUGGCAGUGGUGCUGGGGUAGAAGGAAUGAACCAAAGGAAGAAGGAAUUCAAGCGGCUGGAAAAGGGCAAGGCGGAGGGUGCGCCUUCGAACAAGGAGAAAGAGGGUACAGUGAAAAGAAGAGCGCAUGCGCAGGAAGAGGCCCUGGGUGAUGGUGAGAAAAGGGGGCUUGGGGGGAAAGGAAGUGCUCUGAUUGCUGAGGGGGCUCAGUCGGAUGCCGAAACGGUCUCGACGCGGCCGCUAUCGGCGAGAAGGCGGCUGAAGAAGGUGGGUGAGGGGCAGAGUUCAGGCGGUAAAGAGGGGGACCGCCCUCCUAGCAGGAAGCGGGCGGAAGGGGAGAAGGAUGAUAUAGAUGAGGGACCGGUGCCGUCGGAGGAUGAGGCAGGUGCAGUUGUUACAAAGCUAGCCCCUGAGUAUCAUUUGGGCAGAGAAGGGCGUCAGAAGGAAUGGAAGCAGCACUUGGACGAUGAAGAAGAGGAGCAUGAUAUUGGGGCAGAGGGGGAGGUCAACGAGUCACGGCCCUCGAGGAGGGAAGGAGAGCUGUCUGAGGAUGUCCCAUUGGCAUUUAAGGCACGCCCAGGCAGUAAGAAGAGCAAGGAAGGUCGGUUCCAAGGGGCCACUGACACUAGGGGAAGCGGUGUUUUGAAGGGCAGUUUGCAAAGCUGUGCAGCGGAAGGCUCUGGUGGCGAGGAGGAAGGAGGGGCAGGGUCGCCGCCUGCCCAAGGAGGGGCGGUUGAGGCAACUGAAGAGGCCAAACUGGGAGUGGAAAGAAGCGACCUCGUCGUUAAGGCAGCUGAUUUAAAGGCCGACGGGGCUGAAGUGCAGCCGCCUUCAACAAGGAGGCGGCUUAAAAAGGUGGAGGAGAAGCAAAAGUUAGGAGAAAUGGGAGCAGACCGCCCUUCAAGCGGGGAGCCUGUGAAGAAACAGGGGAAAGCGGGAGGCGAGGAUGAGGGGUCGUCAAUGAUUGGAGCAGGUGCAGACUCAAACGAAAACCUAGCCGCUGGAAAACUUUCUGAUAGGAAAGAAGGGCGUUCGACAGGUGCUGAACAGACGCCCAAAGGUGCAGGAGCACAGGGAGAUGCUCGGUUAGAGAGCAAGGUCAAGGAGGGGCGGCCCUCUGAGGAAGGAAAGAUUCUGAAGGACGUCUCAUCGGCGUCACCGGGGGAAAAGAAGGAGCGGAGGGGCCAGCUCUUGGUGGCCCCUGAAACAGAGCGGGGAAGCGCCGGCGAAGUUGGUCUGGAGAGCUCGGCAGGAAAGGGCUUCGCUGGCGAGGCGGAAGAGGGGCCAGGUGUCACACCGGAGGCUGAGCCACAGAACGAUGGGCGUGGAGCGAAAAAGAAGGGCACGGAGGGGUCGGAACUUCUCCAGAGAUUGGAGCCGGGAGUUCCGGAAGAGAUUCGGGACAAAGUCGAGGAAAGUGCGGAACGGGAACAGGCAGAGCCUGCAAAGGAGAGCGGGAAGGUCAAGAAAACCGGCAAGGGGAAAUCACUCGUGGGUGCUGCUGCAAAGGACCGGAAGGCUGAGGAAACGGCGGUUGACGGGGCUCGCACUCGACGGAGGCUCGGGGUGGUAGCGUUCCGAAGCCCAGAGCAUCUUGGGGGGGAUGAAAAGAACGUGGCGGAAACGCCUGCAAGCCCUGCAAGGGGAGGCGGGGCGGGGGCUAUUGAGGGGAGGAAGCGUUUGAGAAAGGUCGGGGGAUCAUCCCCUCAAAGGGAGGGCUACGAAGGUGCAGAGAUGGAGGGAGAGACAAGGAGGAGUUCGGAGCCUCGUGAGGGGAUGGAGAAGAAAGCGGGGGAAGCGCCUGCGAGCCCAGAACGCGCGGGCGGGCAAGUGGGUAGGGAGGGGAAGAAGCGGUUGAGGAAGGUCGGGGGAUCCCCUCCCCCGAACAAAGCGGAGGACCAAGACGAUGUAGAAGUGAAGAAGGCAAGGGGAAACAAGGAUCGUUCGGAAAAGGCAGGCGGAACGCCAGCGAGCCCGGAAGGUGCGGGCGGGGAAGGGAGGAAGCGGUUGAAGAAGGUGGGAGAGACAAGCCCAGCAGCCAAAGCAGAGGGCCGGGAUGGGGAGGAGAAGAAGCGGGCGACGGGCCCAGAGAGGCUGCUGCAGCUGGUGCACAAGGCGGAGCGGGAAGACCAGGAACUGAUCCAGAAGCAUGGGAAAGAGGCGGGGGGUGCGGCAAAGAGGAACCUGCCGGAGGCGCAACAGAAGUUGAAGCGCGCGUACUCGGAAGCUGACAAGCAGAAGAACUCUCGCAAGACAAUCGAGAUCAACACCAAGGCCGGCUCCCCGCCGCCCGCCAAGCGCCUCAAGGCCCUCGAAGCGUCCGGCCCUUCCGCUGCGUCCAAUUCGACGCCCAAGUCCGUCUCCCUUCUUGCAAAGAGCCAAAAACUCUCAAAGCAAUCCAUAUUUUUCCCAAAGGAGGAGCGCGACAAGCCCAAAAGCGGGACCGCUGUACCUGAGAACGGGAAAAAGUCGCCAGAGGGUUUACUGAGCUCCGACUUGACCCCAAGGGGCGACGCAACCACGCCCCUCGCAAAUGCCAAGACCCCGAAAGUCGGCUUACAGGCAAACCUCGCAACACUGGCCCUUGCGAGGCUCUCUGGCGCCAAGGCAUCGCCCUCUGCGGAACGGGACAGUCCCCUCAGAAGGGGGCAGAAGCCGGGGCAAAUACCACCCCCCGGCUUCAGCGGCUUGGCGGCCAAACCGGGGAAGAUCCUGGUCGAUUCGUCCAAGCCGGCGCCGCGCAUCAAGGCGGGCCCCUCGCGGUGGGACGCUGCAGUGCCCGCUGCUCAGGUGACGUCAGCAGGGGCCCAUACAACGUCAGCGGCUGUAUCGAUCCCAGCGCCGAUGCCAGCAUUGGUACCACCAGUGUCAGCAUUGAUGCCGCCGUCGUCAGCACCAGUGCUGGUGACGUCAGCGGGACUGCCGACGGUUUACAUGAGCAUGCAGCCAACCACCGGAGCUGCCGUCGGAGGGCCGUCUGCAAACGGAAACUUUUCCGGCGGAGGGGGGUCAGCUCCGGUUGUGGUAGACCCCCGGAUUGAGGCGGAGUCGCGUGUGGCGCUGGAUACGUUUGCCAGCUUCCUGGACACGCUGUGCCGGUCCAAGGAGAGCAUCACCAAACUGACCAAGGUGGCCAUGGACACAGGGAGGACGGCAGGCGCGGCCAGGGUGAUCGACCUGAUCAUCCAGCGCGCGGCGGACGAGGCAGUCCCCUCCAAGCGCGUCGACUUGCUCUUCCUGAUCGACUCCAUCACACAGCACGCCUUCCAGCUGUCGCUCAAGGACAAGAGCCGGCCCGAAAAGGAUUUCCCCACAGCUGUUGCGGAGUCUCUGCCCCGCAUCCUGGCCGCCGUGCUGCCACCGAACAAGCCCGAGGCGGAGCCCGACAACUACCACCAGUGCCUCAAGGUGCUGAGCAUUUGGAUGGAGCGGCAGAUCAUGUCGGAGAAGCUGCUCGCGCACUUUCUGCGGGAGCUCAAGAAGCACAACGAGGACAAGGUGAAGGCCGCCGCGGCCGCAGCCCUCGCGGCGCCCCCCCCAAAGAAGGCCAAGCGCAGCGAGCGCUCCGCGGGGGACGUGCUGCGCAGCUUGGACGACAUGCUGGACGACGAGUAUGGCACUCAGGUGGGCUCCGCUGGCCUUGAUUUCUUGAAGCUGCGUGGCAACACGGACGAAGACGAAGAGUACGAGGAAGAGGAGGACCGUGCGCCCACCCCCGAGCCCCCCGCCCCCACCAGAGCGAACGCAGAAGCUGCGUCCAGCCCCCCAGAACGGGAAGCCGUGUCUAGCCCCCCAGAACGGGAAGCUCGGGAUAGACUAGCCGAGCUGGACUCCCCCUUCCAAGAAAUCCUGGAGGGUGAGACGUUCUCCGGACCUUUCGAGGGGGGUGCGCGAGCGGAGGAAGGCGGACACAAAGGACAAGAGUCCUCCAUGGCCCCCGGCGAGAAUCUGCUGCAUGCCGCUUAUGCCAGCUAUGACGGGGACCUGGGAAUGGCAGGCUUGGGGGAAGCCCCUCCCCCCCCACCCGGCGAUGCACCCCCCCCGCCGCCCUUGGAAGGCGAGGAGCCGCCGCCCCCACCAAAUGGCUCGCCCCCUCCCUCGCCCCCACCCCCUCCUCCGCCCCCAAUGGACGAUCUUGUGGCGGGGCCCCCUGUGCCUAGCGACUACGACCCCUUCUCCUCACUUCAGGAUUACACAAAUGCCCCCCUGCCAAGGUACCCCGCUAGUUAUGGGGGCCCACCUCAGGGGGGGCUGUAUCAGGUUCCAAUUGUAGAAGCCGCGGAUAUGUUGGGGGGUCCCGGAGCCAGUGCGCAAGAGCAAAACACCACCCCCCAGGGGUUGGGUUCUCACUUGGAUGGCGCCCCCCAGAACGGGGGCGGCACUGGCUUGAGCCCAUUCAGCCCUGACGACGAAGGUCCCCCAGGCGAGGAAAUGCACGGCGGGAGGGUUCUGCGAAACGAGAGCGAAGGGCCGAGCGAGAGCUCGCCGGACGAUGCCGGCAAGCCGGGGAUUGCCCUCAAGAAGGAGGCGAGACGGCUCAAGUGGUUCGCAGCAAAUAUGGCAGGGGUUCAGAUCAUGGCGCGCGCGAACCCGGCGAUGUACGCGCCUCGCCCCGCCGCUCCCAACCGGUCCACACAGCCUCCGGGAGUUCGACCGAUAUCGGGGGGCCAGCCGCAGGCGCAGGACAAAGCACCGGGGCCAGCCGCCGAACCGCCGCACGAGCAGAGAGGCGCCCCUCCAAACACAGUCCAAGAGGGGCAUUCUUCCUCUCAGUGGAGAGGAGGGGCCGCCGCCAGGUUUUGCACCGCCGCGGCCGCCGUUCGGUGGGCAGGCGGGGCAAGCUGGUGGCAUGCACCUACAGGGCGCUCCACAGCCCUCAGGGCCACCAAUCUCCAACGCCUCUUCCAACUAUGCGGGCCCACCCUUCCCAGGCCCACAACCGACAGCUCAGCUUCCCCCAAUGGGCACCCCUGUAUAUCAAUACAACAGCGCUCCCCCACAGCCCGGUGGCCCCCGGCCCAACUCUUUUCAAGGCGCGUUUGGAGGGAUGGCAACCGCUUUCCCUCCCGUGCAAGCCGCAGGGUUUCCAAACGGGGGUGGAGUGAACCCGAUGGUCGGGUACGCGGGCGGGAUAGGGCCUUGCCCCCGGCAGAUGGGCCCGGCAAUCAGGGCACAGUCCGGGAUGCACGGUCAAGCACCGCCGAUGGGUGCUCCGCUGAAUCUGCGGCCAGGGUUCGCGCCAACCAGAGCACAGAUGGGGCAAGCGUUCCAAAAUCCGCAGUUCCAGAACCCGCAGUACUAUGGCCCUCCAAGACCAUCUUCCGGAUAUCAGCAAUGAGUCGGUUCGAAGUAUUGCAGUGUUCAUGUGUCUGAAAGAUGGCUGCUAGCACACGUGAGCAUGCGGGCAGAGCAUCACCUUCCCGCUUCGUCAGACGGUCUUUGCAACAAGGACAAACCGUUGUCAGAAAGGUAUAGAUGUUCAGUCAACCACAUUCUUGAACUCGAACUUUUGAAUG